Messenger RNA from Musca vetustissima, 1089 nucleotides. RefSeq names its product syntaxin-6. The transcript has 6 exons. The coding region runs from base 47 to 1066 and encodes 339 amino acids. Gene Ontology annotation, cellular component: membrane. The record is from RefSeq and is a predicted model, not a curated record. Gene Ontology annotation, biological process: Golgi vesicle transport. Lineage: Eukaryota; Metazoa; Arthropoda; Insecta; Diptera; Muscidae.
AUUCAACGAAUUCAAAACGAAAACGGCGUUAUUUAAAUAGUUGGUCAUGUCGCUGGAGGAUCCUUUCUUUGUGGUUAAAGACGAGGUUUUCAAAGCUUUAAAUAAAACCCGUGGCCUCUAUCUACGUUGGCGUGAAUUGGGUGAAAAUUGCAACAGUGCGGAAGCUGAAUGGACCACAAAUGAGCUAAGGAAUUCAUUGCGUAGCAUUGAAUGGGAUUUGGAGGAUUUAGAAGAUACAAUCAGCAUAGUCGAAAAGAAUCCUAGUAAAUUUCGCAUCGAUAAUCGUGAACUAUCUAGUCGCCGGCACUUUAUCGACAACACACGCGAUGAAGUCAAACAGAUGAAAGAGAAGAUGAGCAUUAAUCGCUCACGAGACAGAGAUAUAACGGCACAUCAACCAUUAUUACAACAACAACAACAGCACGAACAAGAGCACGAACACAAUUUGGAAAGCGUGAGAGAAACUCUCAACACCGAUACCGAUCCCGACAAAUAUAAAACCACGCAAAACGAUCGAAAUUCAACGAAUUACAGCUAUCAUCAACAGUCGUCGAAUACGAACGGCAACAGUGAUCGGCAACAUUUGGUCGAUUGUCCCUCGUCACAUUCCCUAUUGAACGGUGGUAGUAGUACGGUUGGUGCUGUAGUAGCCGGUACAAUGGCAGCGGUACGACACAGUGGAGCUAAAUACUCCAAAUUGGAGAAUACAAUAGAUAGUCCGGGUCAUUAUAAUUCAUUGGAUAGUCCAUCGCAUCGAUUUGUCGGCGAGACGGUGUCGGUGCAACAGCGUAUGAUGCAGGGCCAAGACGAGCAAUUGGAUAUGAUAAGUGAUUCGAUAGGAACUUUAAAGACUGUAUCACGUCAAAUUGGCGUUGAAUUGGAUGAGCAGGCAGUAAUGCUGGAUGACUUUGGUAAUGAAUUUGAGACAACAGAAUCAAAAUUGGAUUCAACAAUGAAGAAAAUGGCUAAAGUUUUACACAUGAAUAAUGAUAAACGUCAAUGGGCUGCAAUAUUAAUAUUAUCAGCGCUUUUAUUAAUUGUGAUAAUUUUAUUUAUAAUUUUGUAAAUCAUUUAAAUACGUUUUUAUUU